CCCAUCUGCUUGAGGAGAUUCUGUUGUAAUGUAUCCAGUGGCUGUUCCUGUACCAGGGGGUGAAGGAAAUAAUGGACAACAUGGGAAACUUAUUUUUUUCCUUUUUGUUUGUGGAGCUGUGUUGCUAUGUGCUGGAUUCCUGCUUUCAGUCUUUAUUCUACAGUCAUGCCCAUCUGGAACAUUCAGUGACUGUAACGAGGUCCUUAAGGCUGCUGGGCCUGUGUUGGCUGUAAGUGGACUGGUUUGUAUUUUACUGGCACGAUCAAGGGCCAGGGUGUAUAUAAGACAAAGACAGUUGCAGAAUGAACAGGUGUACAGCCUUGUUUUCUGUCGUGGGAACUGUCAGUUUGCCCAGUUUCUCAUAUUUGGAUUCCUGUUUUUAACUAGUGGAAUGCUAAUUAGCAUCUUGGGCAUUUGGGUUCCUGGCUGCAGCCCCAGCUGGCACACCAUACAGCUCAACCACACCGGCAGUUCUGAUGUGGACCUCCAGGGCUGUGGAUUCCUGUCACUUCAAAUCAUGGGACCUUUGAUUGUGCUCACUGGGUUGUGUUUCUUCGUGAUAGCUCAUGUUAAAAAGAAACAAAACUUAAAUCUCAGCCAAGAAUCUUGCGAAAGUGAAGAACAACCUCAGAGGCCUGAACCUUUUCAGGUUACAGUAGGUGAUGCUGUAAUGAUAUUCCCACCUCCACCACCUCCUUAUUUUGCUGAUCCUGUAUCACCAACUGUAACACAUUGUCUUAUGUCAAGUGGUUUGCCCACAAGUGAAAACCCUCCACCAUACCACUCUAUCUUCAGUGAUGGAGCACAGCUUGCAGAUGAUGAAAGAACAGUUGCUGUUAGAGACUAUGAAACCAUAUAUACAAUUUCUGGAAGCAGCUCACCUUCAGAUAUUUUACCAGUGCUAUACCUCUCCUCUGAAUCGCCUCCAAAAUACGAAGAAAAAGCAUCAAUAACAAACAAUGAAUAUUCUCCAUCUUCUUCAUCUAUUUCCUUAGCCACAUCUGACACCAGCUCAUAGAGGACCGUCAGUUAGACUU
This is a messenger RNA of Nestor notabilis (Kea), 1037 nucleotides long. RefSeq names its product transmembrane protein 171 (gene TMEM171). The record is from RefSeq and is a predicted model, not a curated record. Lineage: Eukaryota; Metazoa; Chordata; Aves; Psittaciformes; Psittacidae. Bases 29 to 1018 code for a protein of 329 amino acids. The transcript is spliced from 3 exons.